Messenger RNA from Pollicipes pollicipes, 951 nucleotides. RefSeq names its product acetylcholine receptor subunit alpha-like. Gene Ontology annotation, biological process: monoatomic ion transmembrane transport. NCBI's taxonomy places the organism in Eukaryota, Metazoa, Arthropoda, Thecostraca, Pollicipedomorpha, Pollicipedidae. Bases 1 to 951 code for a protein of 316 amino acids. The transcript has 6 exons. Gene Ontology annotation, cellular component: membrane. The record is from RefSeq and is a predicted model, not a curated record. Gene Ontology annotation, molecular function: extracellular ligand-gated monoatomic ion channel activity; transmembrane signaling receptor activity.
AUGACAAACCUGAAACCUCGCCUGCUGGCCGACCUGCUGGCCAACUACGACCCGCGCUCGCGGGCCGUCCUCAACGCGAGUGAAACCGUGUCGGUGUCGGUCGGCCUGGAUCUGCAGCACGUGGACCUGCACGUCCGGGAGAGCGAGGCCACGCUCCAGCUGUGGGUGAGCCUUCAGUGGGUGGACCCGGCGCUACGCUGGGAGCCGGCCGACUACGGCGGUAUCCACGACGUGCGCCUGCCGCGGGCCGACAUCUGGACGCCGGACGUGAUGAUGUACAACAUGCUGCCUCGGCCGCGGUCGGACUGGCUGACGCCGACACUGGUCAUCGUCUUCAGCUCGGGUGAAAUCACGCACAAGGUGGAUAGCUACCGCUGCGACGCCAAGCUCGGCUCGUGGGCGUACGACGGCUUCGCGGUGGACUUCGUGAGCGGAACGGUUGACCUCUCCAACUAUGUCGUCACCGAUCCGCUCUGGGAGCUGCACGACGCCACCGUCCGGCGCAACGAGAAGUUCUACACCUGCUGCGAGGAGCCGUACAUCGACCUGACGCUGACCAUCGAGAUGCGUCGGGCAGGCUCGUUCGCCGUGUGGCCCAGCCUGCCGGUGGUCGUGUCGGCAAUCGCGUCGGCCGCCACCUUCCUCGUGCCGCCCGACUCGCCGCAGAACGGCGCGCUGUCCCACGUCUGUUGCCUGACCGUGGCGCCGGACGCGGCGGAGAAGGCCGACGCGCUCGAUCACGAGUGGACGGCACUCGCCGAGCUGCUCGACCGGCUGGUCGGCGCCGUUUUCUUCACGCUACUUGUCGUCUCCUCGGCCACGUUUUCAAUGGAAGAUCGAAAGAAGGAUCAUUCUGUGACCUGGUUUUUACGGGAGAAAAUUCAGCUUUAUGGCUUUAUCACAUUGUUUUUGGCAGUUCAUAUUUUAAGCUUUCGAAUUUGCUACACGUGA